AUGUCCGUGAGUAACAUGGAAGUUGCAAUUUUCGGCGCGACGGCGUGUGCUGCGGUUUUUGCGCAGUACGCUUUUAUAAGAUGCGGCAUGCACGGCUCCUUCACUAGCGCGUCCUGGCCAGAGGCGAGCCUCCCAGACGUUCAGAAUAUCACGCGCGUUUCUAAUCUCGUACUCUCCGUGUACGAGCGGGAUCUAACGGAGCCUCGUUUCAGCGAUGCCGUAGGGCCAGCGCGCAUAGUGAAAUCCGUUUCGUACGAUGACACGAGAGGGCAGUGCCCGCCGUACACCGUUUUCCUCGAUCCUGACGCCAAGGAUGUAUGCGUCGCGAUUCGCGGCCUUCAUCUCACCCACGAGGCGGAUUACGCCGUCUUGCUCAACAACCGAACGGGGCAGCAGAGGCUUGAAGAUGGAUUCGCUCACAAGGGCCUACUUCAAGCAGCGCAGUGGUUGCUUGAACGAGAGGCUGACACCUUAAAGGAGUUGCUACAAGCGAAUCCGGGGUUUACCCUGACACUCAGCGGUCACUCGCUUGGCAGCGGAAUAGCCUCCCUGCUCGCCAUUCUCCUUGCAAGCUCGCCAGAUCGAAUUGGCUUUCUGCCGCCUGGGAAGCUCCACUGCUUGGCCUUCGCACCGCCAAGGGUUGUGUCUCUUAACCUGGCUGUUAAAUACUCUGACGUCAUCACCUCUGUUGUCCUUCAGGAUGAUUUUCUUCCCCGGACAGCUUUGCCUCUUCAGCUUAUUUUCGGGGCUGCAUUGUGCUUACCAUGUCUCCUAGCGUUCUCAUGUAUGAAGGACACGCUUGUUCCAGCCUGGGUGCUUCAUCGAAAUCCUGCACGCUUGUACAUACCAGGGAGAGUCCUUCAUAUAGUUUACACCAAGUUUUGCAGUUGUGCUUCCCUCCCUCCAGUUGUGAAGGAGGCAGUGCCCAGGGAAGAGAGGUUUGAGCAUCUUGUGUGCUCGAUGAAUGCUCUUCAGGACCACUCUUUGGUCCGUCUUCGAGCCAAGGCCCAAGGUGCCACUGCGAAAGCGGAAACCAAGAGAGCCGAUCCCGACACGAUAGCUCGCAUGUGCGAAGGCCGGUACAUCUACAUGUAUAACCUGCCUGCGAGAUUCAACAAGGGUGUGCUGGCCAAGUGCCGUAACCGCGACGACACGGGCGAGCGCUGCGCGGAGCUCAGCUCCAUGGGCAUGGGCGUGCCGUACAACUCCAAGAAGCUGGAGUACGCGGGCGUGGCGCACUGGUGGCGCACGUCGCUGUACAACGCGGAGCUGCUGCUGCACCACCGCCUACGCAACCACCUCUGCCUCACGCCGCACCCCUCCAAAGCUCACCUCUUCUACGUCCCCUUCUACCCCGGGCUGCAGCUGGAGCACGUGCUGGGAUUCUCCAACACCACAAUAGACGAGUACUAUGACGACUUGGCGCAGUGGAUUCGCCGCCAACCCGCCUUCAAGCGGUACGGCGCCAAGGACCACUUCUUUGGGCUGGGCCGCACCACGUGGCUCUUCCGCCGCUCCCUCUCCCCCGUGCUGGAUGGCGCUAACCUGGAGCAGAUGCCCGAGUUCAUGCCCAUGAUGAAGCUGGAGGUGGAGCGCUACGCCUGGGACGACCAGGACUCCUUCGGGCUGCCCUUCCCCACGGACUUCCACCCCAUCUCCACCAAGCAGCUGCGCCGCUGGCAGGCCACAGUGCGCAGUGCCAAGCGUCCAUACCAGUUCGCGUGCAUCAUCCCGCCAGACAGCAAGGAGCCCGAGGCCGCCACCAAGACACGCGCAGCGGUGGUGCAGCAGUGCCAGUCGCCGUCCACCUCGUGCGCCCUGCUCAACUGCAGCCGCGGCGACUGCAGUCACGAGCAAGUGAUGGACCUCUACCUCUCGGCGCAGUACGCGGUGCAGGACGGCAGCAACUUCGGGCUGCGCUACCUCAUGGACUCGCUUGUGGCGGGGGCCGUGCCCGUCAUGCUCUGGAACCGCACCUACGCCCUCUACCAGCACCACUUCCCCUCCAACCCCGACUCCUUCUCCGUGUAUCUGCCGUACAUUGACGUGCCCGAGUGGACCACAGUGGAGCACCGCCUCUCAAAGGUCGCCCCAGCCCGCUACCGAGCGCUGCAGCUGCAGGUGAUCCACAUGAUCCCAUCGCUCAUCUAUGUGGACCCCUCACACGUCCUCUCCAAUGUGCGCGAUGCCGUUGACAUUGCCAUCGACCACAUGGUCGACCUCUGGCGCGACCGCAAGGCUCGGCACGAGUAUCCCAUACCUCCCACAGCCACCGAGCCUGCUGGCACAGGCACGGAGACUAAAGAGGAAGGGGGUGGCAAACGAUUGGAAGAUGCGACACUGGGCGAAUUGAGUGGAGGUGGUGAGCGUAAUAGUGCUUGCUCGCUGGCGGCGUUUCAAAUGAAUUCCGCCGUGCUGCCGUCGUCGCAAGCCGUCGCACAGUCGCCCAUGCACCGCCUCGGUAGCAUCCUGCGGGCGGUCCGGUCCGCUCGGCCUAUCGCAGCGGCCCAUGGCGCGCCGUUCUUGCGAGACGGUCCCGUUUCCGUCCCCGCUACAAGCCGACUGCCUUUUUCGGGCAAAAAUUCGUCAGUCGUUCCCGUUGUACAUGCAUUAGGAGGCAGCAACGGCACUUACCUGUCCUCGCGACGCGUAGAUGUUCCAACCAGUCUACGGAGCCUUAGUGGCGGUUUUAUUCCAUCACCGCCUGCGACUGGGUACGCGCUAAGAGCAGGUCCAGGUGAGCUCGUUAGGGCGUUUGCGUCGAAAAGCGAUGCCGCGACGGGGGGAAGGGACAACGAUGGCAAAGUUGAAGCUAGUUCCGGGCGGGGGAGCAGCGGAGGAGGUGGGGACGAUGCGGGGAAGGAAGUGCGCGGCGAGGGGGCCGGUGGCGGAAGCGGCGGCGCAGGAGGCGCGAGUGACGUGGACUUCAUGGCGGCGGUGAUUAUCGACGAGGGACUGGCGGCGGAAUUGGCAGCGCGCGGGCAAACGGAGAAAUGGAAGGCCUUGGCGGAGGAGCUGCGCCUGGAUGCGGCGUCCGCGCUGGCGCUGGCGAUGGAGGAGUUUGAGGAGGUGCAGAGCGGUUCCGGGGUGGCGGCUGCGGAGAUGUCGGUGCUGCUGUGCACGGACGCUUAUAUCAGGGAGCUCAAUCGCGAGUGGCGGGGUGUAGAUGCGCCCACGGACGUCCUCUCUUUCCCCCAAGACCAGCCUGCCGGGCUCUCCCCUCUGUUGCUUCUAGGCGAUGUGAUUAUAUCGGUGGAGACGGCACAGCGGCAAGCCAAUGAGAGAGGGCAUUCGCUCUUGGACGAGCUUCGCAUUCUCAUGGUGCAUGGCAUGCUGCAUCUGCUAGGGUACGACCACGAGGCGCCCAAGGGAACCCCGCAGGGCGCUGCUGACUCAGCGAUGUCAGAAGCUGAGCUGGUGGCGGCGGUGCGUGAGUCAGCGGAACAGAUGGCAACAGAGGAGCAGCGGAUUUUGGAGGCCUUUGCGUGGCGGGGAGUGGGGUUGGUGGCAGCUUCUAUUGGGGAAGAGUGGGGAGGGGCGGCAGAGGGGAAGGAGGGAAAGGGAGAGGGAGGAGAGGAGGGAGGAGAGGAGGGAAGAGGGGAGGGAGGAGGGGAGGAGGGUGAGAAGGGGGGUGUGAAGGCGAGGAUGACAAGGAUUGGCAUGGUGCAAGGGUGGACAAGAUUUGUGACAGUAACGGGGGAGGGAGAAGAAGGGGCGCUCGAGGAAGGAGGUUCGGGAAAGCACAAGGGGAAACACAAGGGAAAGCACGGGAAGGGGAAGGAGGGGAAAGGGAAGGAGAAAGGGAAGAAGGCUGAGAAGGUUCUUGAUGUGGCGGCGGAGAAGGAGAGAGAGCAUAUGAAGGGCAGAGAGAAGGAGAAGGAGAAGCGAGAAAAGAGGCGGACCAAGAAAGCCCCUUUCCAGCUUCUCUUGUGCGAUAUGGAUGGCACGCUGCUCAACAGCGCCAGCAAGAUCGCUCCCUCUACAGCGGAGGCCCUGAGAGCAGCACACGCGAGGGGCGUGCGAGUGGCCAUAGCCACGGGCAAGGCGAGACCAGCUGCCAUGUCUGCUCUGGGCGCUGCUGGGCUGGUGGGAUCUGCUGGCAUCUUCAGCGACAAGUCCCCAGGGGUGUUCCUGCAGGGUCUGAGGGUGUAUGGCAAGGGAGGCCAGGUGGUGCACAACGCGCUGCUGCCCAACGAGGUCACUCAGGAGGGUUUUGAGUUCGCGCUGAAGCACGGCAAGGCACUGAUUGGCUUCUGUGGGGACCGCUGCGUGACACUUGUCGAUCACCCAUUGGUGGAGGCGCUACACACCAUCUAUUACGAGCCACGGGCGGAGGUGAUGCCGAGUGUCCACCACAUUAUGAACGAGACUCCCAUCCAGAAGCUACUGUUCUACGACACGCCGCACGGCAUUGACGGCUUUAUUCGUCCUUUCUGGUCAGCCGCUACAGCUGGCCGUGCUACAGUGACCCAGGCGGUGCCGGACAUGCUGGAGAUCCUGCCAUCCGGGCAAUCCAAGGGCGCAGGAGUGCGAGUGCUGCUGGACCAUCUCGAGCUCUCUGCUGAGCAGGUUAUGGCAAUCGGAGAUGGGGAGAACGAUCUUGAAAUGAUUGAGAUGGUGGGUUGGGGAGUGGCUAUGGCGAACGGUUCUGAGAAGACCAAGGCUGUUGCGAAGGCCACAGUUGCAAGCAAUGACGAGGAUGGUAUUGCAGAAGCAAUUGAGAACGGUAUCAUCCGCGAUCCAAUGGCCAUGGACACGUCUGCUGCCGCGCAUCCCGCGCAGUUGUCCCUCCCCACCACGCCAGAACCGAGCUUCCGUGUUUCGCGGAGCGCAGGGAACGUGCAGGAAUCCGCGAAUGGCUCGAGCGCCGCGUCGACGCCGCGAAGCCACAAGGAGAUGGAGGCGCUCGCGUACUCGUCCGGCCAGAGCCUGGCGUCGGUUCUUAACGACCCGCGCCUCGGAAAGGCCGGAAUCUACGGAACCGAGAACGCGUGGACCUGGAUUACCGCGCAGCGACCGGUGGAACCGGCUUUAGAGGGUCCUCCGCCUUUGCCGCCGGAAAUUCAGGAUUUUCCCAUGUCGGAAUUUCAGCCCUAUUUGCAGCGGAUGCGGGAGCCGUAUGGGCGAUUCGUGGACGUGCAGGAGCAUUCCACGUGGGAGUUGGCCACUGGAGAAGCACCCGUUAAAGAAAUCUCUUCCCGCUCCGACUCGUUCUUCGAAGCCCUGGAAAAACUGGAAGAUCUGAACCGUGGGAUCGUGGAGACGUGCGAUCGCAUCCGUCAGUUGCGCGGCACGGUAGGCAUGCUGGACGAGGAUCUGCUGGAAGGAUCGCGGAAGCUGCAGGCGACCAAGGUUCGGCGGGAGAAUCUGCUGCAGCUGCAUCAGAAGCUGAAGCUAGUGGCGUUCGUGCACCAGGCCAUGGCGACGCUGAAGCUGCUGGUGUCAUCGGGCGACUGUGCGGGCGCGCUGGACGUGAUGGACGACCUCAGGCGUCUCAUGGACGGGCAGGAGCUCGCAGGGCUGCACUGCUUCCGCCACCUCAACCACCUCCUCCUCUCCUCCUCCGAUGCCGUCAAUAGUCUCCUAACAGCCGACUUUGUGAGGGAAGCCGUGCACGAUGCUGCUGACGUGGCUCCUUCCGCUAUAGUCACCAGCUUCAACCUCCAGAAGAGCGUGCCCCCCGCUGAAACGCUACUCUCUAUAGUCAACCUCGAGCGAGAGGGCAUGGAGGAGAGGGAGGCCCGUCUGCGAGAGCAUCUGCUGCCGCUCGUCAUCAGCCUGCUGCGCACAUCCCGCCUGCCCGCAGUGCUGAGGGCCUAUCGAGACGCAGUAAAUGCGGACAUCAAGGCGGCCGUGAAGACAGUGGUGGGCGAGCUGCUGCCGCUGCUCUUCCUGCAGCACGCCGCUGCUGCUGCUGGCGGGGCGGCGGGUGGUGCAGGAGGAGAAGGGGGUGAGGCUGCAGCGGAUGCGCUCAACGCGCCAUCACUGGCCCUCAAGCUCCGUGCCCUGGCCCCGCCCGCCUUUGUCCACUUGCUGCUGGCCGUCUUCUCUGCCGUCCAGACCCGCCUUGUGCGGGCGGCAGCCGUUCGGAACGUAGUGUCCAGCAUCGCCACCGCCGGAGCUGCUGCCGGUGCUGCAGCUGUGGCCGCCGAGCCUGCCGCCCUCGCAGGCUCGGAGGGGUACGAGGCUGCUGCCGUGGCUGCGGCGUUUGCUUCGGGGGCAGAACUAGUGGUGGCUGCCGAGGCGGCUGAGUCGAAUCUGUUGGGGAGGAAAGGGGUGGGGAAAGGCUUGGGAGGGGGAGGGGCGACAGGAGGUGGUGGGGGAGCAGCAGGGAGCGGAGAGGCAGUAGGGGGCGAUGUGAGCAGCGUGGCUGCUUUAGCCACGUCCAAGCAGCUCAGAGCGGACGUGUUGAGGGAGAAUGCAGAGGCAGUGAGCGAUGCAUGUGAGGUGGCGCAUGGGCGGUGGGCGAAGCUGCUGGGCGUGCGAGCACAGGUGCACCCGAAGCUGGCUCUGGGGGACUUUGUGGACAUGUACGCUGUCACCUCCGACUUCAUUGCAUCCACUGAACGGGUGGGCGGCCGCCUGGGCUACAGCAUACGGGGUGCGCUGCAGUCGCAGGCCAAGGCGUUUGUGGAGACACACCACUCGCGGGAGAUGGCGCUCAUCCUCUCCCUCCUAAACAAGGAGACAUGGACGGCUGUGGAUGCCACUCCUCACACCCAAGCCCUCGUCGACUUCUUCUGCACCUUCCUGGAUCCUUCCGCCGAGGCCGCCGCUGCUGCUGCUGUUGCUGCUGCUGAUGCUGCUGCUGCCACAGCUGCUGCUGAUGCCGCUACUGUUGCUGCUGAUGAGGCUGCCGCUGCUGCUGCUGCUACUGCUGCUGCCGCUGCUGCUGCUGCUGCUGUUGAUACGACUGCUGCUUCUGAUGCUGCUGGAUCUGCUGUGGAUGGGUACAGGGGUGCAGAUGAGGCUGUGUGUGACACAGUAGCGGUCAAUGGUCCGGUGACAGGUGGCACUGUGGCGAAUAACACGGAGACAGGUGGUGGUUUGGCACAGGCUGGAGCAGAGGGGGCCAAGGCACAGAAGAGAGCAGCUGUGAAGACUGUUGUGUGCCGGGGAGUGAAGUACCACGUCACUGGCAGUGCUUCCACGCUGCUCUCAGUCACCAGAGAGUACGUGGCAGUGGCAGAGGCGCUACCAUCACUCUCAGGGGAGGUGGUGCAGCGCCUGGCCGACCUGCUGAAGCUCUUCAACUCGCGCACCUGCCAGCUCGUGCUGGGUGCGGGCGCCAUGCAGGUGUCAGGGCUGAAGACCAUCACAGCCAAGCACCUCGCUCUCUCCAGUCAAUGCAUCUCCCUCGUCUAUGCUCUUAUCCCCGACCUGCGGCGCAUUCUCUCUGCCUUCAUCCCAGACGCGCGCCGAGGGCUCGUCAUAACACACCUUGACCGCGUGGCUCAGGACUACAGGGUGCACAGGGAUGAGAUCCACAGCAAGCUGGUGGCGAUCAUGAGGGAGCGCCUGCUGGUGCACCUGCGAUCGCUGCCCGCAGUAGCUGACACCUAUAGCCGCCCGGAUGACUCCCCUGCCGAGCAACAGCCCUCCAACUUCGCCCGCGCUCUCACCAAGGAGGUGGGCGUGCUGCAUCGCAUCCUCUCCCCUCUGCUGCUUGAGGCUGACCUUCGCUCCAUCUUCUCGCGGGUGGUGGCGCUGUUCCACGUGCAGCUUGCCGACUCCUUUGCCAAGAUCGACACGCCCACGCCGCAGGCCAAGCGCAGAAUGUACCGAGACGUGGAUCUCAUUCUACAGUGCAUGCGGUCGUUACCUGGUAACCCACCGACGUCCUCUUUUGACGGGCGGCAGAGAGAGCUUGACCAAUUUGUGCUUUCUAGGUCUCCGAAAGUUUCAGCCGCCACCUUUCAAGCUGGCAAAAAAAUAAUUUCAGCACCCCCUUCUUACAUACCAAGGUCUUCGUUCGAGAACAAGCUGUUUCAAAAUUUCCUUCGCGGAGACGAGCGGGCGAAGAUGAUAGCCUUUCCCGCCAUGCCUCCACCGCACAUGAUCAUGUCAGCAGGCAACCCGGUUUCGGUUAGAGCAGUCGACUUAAUUCCUCGUGAUGGCCUACCGCAUGAGACUUAUCGCAUGGCCCUAGGCACGUUGAUGAGCUCGCUAGCUCGAUUCAACUACGCGAUCAUUCAGAUGCCACCUGGCGAUGAAGCUCUGGUCCGAUACACGCUAGACUCCUCGCGCGUUUAUUUCCAAUUUAAGCGGCGACCGUCCCCGGCAAUGCAGUCCAUUCCGAGCGCGGACGACCCCCAGGAGUGGAACCGAACCGCAGGCUACUACUGCGAACCGCAUGUCGGGAAGGAAGUGUACGAGUUCCGACCAGGCGCAACACCAAUCAGCGCUGUUCCGGAGGAUUCCAUCCCUCCCUCAUGUCUUCCAGAUGCGUUUGGGAGCAUGGGAAAGACGUCGAGGACGGUGUUGGAGGCGAUAGGAAGGUCUCUGGACCUGCGCUCCUACACGUUCACGGACCUCCUGGACAACGUUCCUCUCAAGGCCAACGAAAUCUCCUCCUCCGUGCUUUCCGUCACCUGCCAUGGACGCCGCUUUGCCAACGAGACGAUGAUGGAUCCAGCAAUGGACGACAAGGAUCCUCUCCUCAUCCCUCCAGAGGACGCCGAGGCGCGAGCGGAGAAGGGGUUGGUGACGCUGAUCAAGUCGGACCGCCCUGGGUUGUACAUCCGCGACCCGCAGAACCAAUGGCUCCUAGCAGACGCCAACCUCGGCCCCAACGACCUUAUACUCAUUACCGGAUUAACUUUAUAUCAGGCCACAGGCGGCUACGUCAGCCCAGCGCUCUACAAAACGGACCUGGCGAGCGCGUCCGUGGGCAUGCAGGUGCCCGAGGGGCGCGCGUCCGUGUUCUUCCGCCUGCUGCCGCGCGCGUCCUCCAUCAUCCACUGCUCCGCCAUGGCGGCCUCGGGGCACGCGAUUGCAGGGCCGUUCCAACAGCCGGUGGCGGUGCAGGACUUCAUGCUGCGGCAGCACCCCAUCGACCAGAUUGCCGCUGCCUCGUACAAUGGACUGCUGCGUCCCAUGGGCAUGGGCGCCGCCAUGCCCAUGGUCGAACCAGGGUCACCGAACGUGCGGCGGCGCAAGAAGCAGCGCAUGAUGGGCAGCGACGGGCGGUCACUGGCGCCGUCGAAGCGGCUGCGCAUGGAGGCACAGCGCGUGCUCAAGGAGAAGGUGCAGGACCUGGCGGACGCCAAGGGCAUCAAGAUCCGCUUCUGCAACCUCAAGGAGUGUGAGGAGCAGCACAUGGCGAUGGAGGAGCCGCCGUGCUCGUACCUGCGGUUGCAGCUGGGGUGGCCAGCCAACGUGCCCUUUGUGCACCCGCACGACCUGCCCAACCGCGCCAAGCAGGCCUUCCUUGAGGCCUACGAGCCCGGCUGGUCUGAGCGCCAGCUCUCCGAGCCCAUGGGCAUUGAAGUCGGCACCACGCCCAAGCGCGUCCAAGCAGAGACGUUCAUGGACCCCAUAGGGCCGGAUGCCAAGUUCUCGACGAGGGCGGUGUACGAGUACCUGCGCACCAACAACAAGCCCGUGCCCACCGGCAAGCCCCAGGUCGUGGGCCACAAGGUCGACAUCCCGCUGCUCUGCCGCAUCGCCUUCGAGGCCGGCGGCAAGGAACAGUUUGAGCAGAUCAACGGCUUCCAGCGCUUCAUAGCGGAGACGUUUCAUCUGGAUGGAGCAACGGAGAAGGAGAAGGAGCGCGCACUGGAGCGGCUGCGCAAGCUGUAUGAGCAGGUGCUGGCGGACUAUGUUGAGACACUCGUUGCCAACCAUGCCAUGGGCAUGGCUGCUGGGGGCGCAGGGCAGCAGCACAUGGGUGGGGGUGAGCAGCAGCAGCAGCAGCAACAACAACAGCAGCAGCAACAGCAGCAGCAGCAACAACAGCAGCAGCAGCAAGUGCAAGUGCCUCAAGAAGGGAACAUGCAGCAGCAGCAAGAGCAACAACAGCAACUCAUGGCGAUGUGA
This is a messenger RNA of Closterium sp. Yama58-4, 10038 nucleotides long. NCBI's taxonomy places the organism in Eukaryota, Viridiplantae, Streptophyta, Zygnematophyceae, Desmidiales, Closteriaceae. The record is from the annotation of a GenBank genome assembly.